UUUAGACAGCUCGUAACAAAAACAUAACUUUACAUAUAGACCCCUGAAUAUAACGACUCUUAUAACAAACGCCCCGUUCAGCUCUCCUCUCCCCUCGCUUCUUCCUCUUCCCCAAGCAAGCACCCUACUCCUCAGCGCGCGAGGGUUCGUUGGACCGUGUUGCGGGCGUAGCGAGUCUUGAUGGCGGAGCCGGCGAAGCCCGAGGCGACGGAGGCGGCCAAGAUGGACCUGCUCGAGGACGACGACGAGUUCGAGGAGUUCGAGAUCGACCAAGAGUGGGACGACAAGGAAGAAGGCAAUGAAGCUGUUCAGCAAUGGGAGGACGACUGGGAUGACGAUGAUGUCAAUGAUGACUUCUCCCUGCAGCUGAGGAAAGAGCUGGAGAGCAACUCGUCCAAGAAUUAGCAUUUGCAGUCAUGUCUUGGUGUCUGUUGCCACUUUCUGGGAAACUGCAACUGCUAUUGUUUCGAUCUUCGUGGCAUGUUCACUUAAUAUAACAUAUAACAUUUACCAAAUCGAGCAUUUUGCUUUUGCCGUGGUA
Phragmites australis (common reed) is the source of this 541-nucleotide messenger RNA. Its product is annotated as protein DELETION OF SUV3 SUPPRESSOR 1(I)-like. The transcript is spliced from 3 exons. Gene Ontology annotation, biological process: proteasome assembly; double-strand break repair via homologous recombination; mRNA export from nucleus. Bases 181 to 405 code for a protein of 74 amino acids. Lineage: Eukaryota; Viridiplantae; Streptophyta; Magnoliopsida; Poales; Poaceae. The record is from RefSeq and is a predicted model, not a curated record. Gene Ontology annotation, cellular component: proteasome regulatory particle, lid subcomplex; proteasome complex.